This is a messenger RNA of Sorex fumeus (smoky shrew), 378 nucleotides long. It is a transcript of the gene TEX22, whose product is annotated as testis expressed 22. The transcript has 3 exons. Bases 1 to 378 code for a protein of 125 amino acids. Lineage: Eukaryota; Metazoa; Chordata; Mammalia; Eulipotyphla; Soricidae. The record is from RefSeq and is a predicted model, not a curated record.
AUGCGCCCACCGUCGAGGGUCCCGGGGGGCGGGGGGGCCCGCGGCCGGGCGGCCGGCGAGGUGGGCGCGCGCGGCGGGGGCUGCCCGCGGGGCCUGCAGACCCAGGACUGGGUGUGUGAGCCCCCCCAGAGUGGGCAGCGGAGGUGUCAGUGGAGCAUGGACCUGGAGGAGCGCCGCCAGCUGGUCCUCGGGUCCCCCUCCCCCGACAGGAGGAUCCUGCAGACGGUGGCCUCGCUGCUGUCGGAGGGCGUGGACAAGGACGUGCUACUUCCCCGGCCCCCGUGGCUGGCCCUGCCUGCUGAGGGGUCUCGCUCCGACGUGGGCCCCGGCUUGUCCCCCUGGAGGCGCGAGGGGCCCUCGGGCUCCCCCCGAGUCUAA